CGGACCCCAGUCCUUGUGUCAGUGCCUGGGAAGCGGCGAGCAGAGAAGCAGGAAGCGAAGAAUUCCUCAGACAGACAGACAGACAGACAGACAGACAGACAGACAGACAUGGGAGUGGAUCUGGAAACUAUCUCACCCGGAGACGGUAGGACAUUUCCAAAGAAGGGCCAGACAUGUGUAGUCCAUUACACAGGGAUGUUACAGAACGGGAAGAAGUUUGACUCGUCCAGAGACAGGAACAAGCCUUUCAAGUUCAAGAUCGGGAGACAGGAAGUGAUUAAAGGCUGGGAGGAAGGAGUUGCACAGAUGAGUUUGGGCCAGAGAGCAAAGCUGACCUGCUCCCCUGACGUUGCCUAUGGAGCCACAGGGCACCCCGGAGUCAUCCCUCCUAAUGCUACUCUGAUCUUCGAUGUUGAGUUAAUACGGAUAGAGUAGACGACGUCUGGAGAAGGGCCGGCCAACGAUCUCCAAACACCACCACAAUCCACUUCCUUAAGAGACCUCCUCACUGCUGAAGAAAACCUUUCACAUGUAGACUCCAGCAGCAAGAGGGGGAACAAGUCUUCAUAUUAAACCCUAGUGCUGCCAGAGCAGAUAGCUAAGGGGAACAUGACUGGCAACAAAGGGUUAUAGGAAUCGUAACAGGGCUACCUUUAGGUGAAGAGCAGGAGACCUGUGGUGCUUACGUCUUUGUGUCCAACCAAAUAUAUUAACAUCGUUCCAAUAGUACUGAUUAUCAGUAAACUGCCAUAAACAUGGGAACGGUUUUUCCCCCCAAACUGAUUAUUUUUUUGGCAUUUGUCGUUACUAAAUUGUUGUAUUGAGGUGAAAGCAGAGCUUGUAGGCAGCCUGCCACCUAAAAGUAGCCCUACGUUCUGCAGCUGAAAGAGGCAGUCCAUUAUGUGCGUGAAUCCAAUUGGCCACCCAAGAGCGAUGGGACAUUAGUCAAUGCGGUUCUCAAUGAAUAGUUAAAAAUUGCCCACUACUGAUCAAGGAAGGGUUUAUUCCAAGCUUUAUACUAUAUGAAAUAAUAAGGAGGAGAAGGUCCUUCAUAUACAUGUGAUCACCCAAUAUCUUUGUGAAGAUCCAAGUCUUGCUUUAUUAUCUCCAGUCUAUCUGGGAAAUGUGGAUCAUUUUUACGUUUCCUCCUAUGGCACAAGAAAGUUAUAUAUAAAGAUAUACACACACAUUAGCUUGCUGCAUGGCCAGUAGUUCCCUCUAAGGUAGUGAUCCCCAACCAGUGGCUUGUGAGUAACAAGUUGCCUUCGACCCCUUGGAUUUUGCUCCCAGGGGGCCUCAAAGCAGGGGCUGGUUUUGGGGCACGUUUUAGUUGCAUAAAAACCAAGUUAAUGCCAAACAGAGUCUCCUGUAGGCUGCCAGUCCUCAUAGGGGCUAUCAAUAGCCAAUCAUAUUUGGCAUUCCCAGGAACUUUUUGCAUGCUUGUGUUGCUCUCCAACUUAUUUCUACAUUUGAAUGUGGCUAACGGGUAAAAAAAAAAAGGUUGGGGACCCCUGCUCUAAGGUGCACGCACUCAACAAAUUGUGGUGCGCACAAAGGGGCAAAUUCACUAACCUGCGAAAAUUCGCCAGCGCUGGCUUCGUGCACAUUGCAACACCAGGUGUAAAUUCGACUGGACAAUGCUAAUUCACGAAGAUCCGAAGUUGCGCACAGAGUACCGAAUGCUGGCGAAAUUACGCCAGCAAAAUUACGCUCAGCAGUUGGAAGUUACGCUAGUGUUGGCUAAUUAGCAUACGGCGUGCAGUUAAAGUACAAUGGCCGUAUAUCCUGCAGCAAAUACAUUACACUACACAAGGCCAGGGAACCUUAAUAAAAUUAUAUAGAGUUGUUAUAUUGCCCUACACAUGUGCCCACAGUAUAGUUUAGGUGCCAUAUGUUAUCAAAUGUAGGGGGAAGAGGGUACCCCAAAAAAAAUUUACGAUCUUUUUCAGUCUUAUCACCCUUUAAAUAGGAAAAAACUCCAGCAUUUUUUGGGACUUUCAAUUUUCAACUUUUUUUUGAGGAACUCCUAUCUACUCUAUUGCACUUUGCCUGAUCUUAAGUGGCGAAGGCAAGUCUGGCGAUAGAGGUAACGUUCAUUAAAAUCAAAAACCUAGUGAAUUUGUGUAGUAACGCUCUUUCGCCAGACCGAAAAUUCGUCUGGCGUUAGAGUGCAAAGUUGCGCCAGAGUCUUAUCUCCUUGGCGUAAUUACGCCAGCGAAUUUAUGCCAGCUACCGUUAGUAAAUCGGCGAAAGUGCCUAAAAGACGUCACGCUUAUCAUUUCUGACCUGAGCACACCGUUUUUGCUAAAUGUGCGAACAAAAGAAUUUUGUUGUGUGCAUAUAACUGAGAAGGAAUUAGAGGGAACAUUGGUGCCAGGGCUGUUUUUAAGAAAUAGCAAAACAGAACUGUCAUUGGGUGCUUCAACUGAAGGGUGUUACCUUCUCGCCCUACUCAUCCCAUCACUCUGCCUCUCCGGUGUCUUUCUGGCCCCUUUUCGGAAUCCGCUAUGAGGACUGCCCCUUUAAAAUGCCCAGAAAAACAAAGUGACCUCUGUUUCAGAUAAACCCACAUCUACGAUUCUUCCCUGAUCUUGGCCUCUGCCCAGGAG
This is a messenger RNA of Xenopus laevis (African clawed frog), 2609 nucleotides long. It is a transcript of the gene fkbp1b.S, whose product is annotated as FKBP prolyl isomerase 1B S homeolog. Gene Ontology annotation, molecular function: isomerase activity; peptidyl-prolyl cis-trans isomerase activity. The record is from RefSeq and is a predicted model, not a curated record. Bases 109 to 435 code for a protein of 108 amino acids. The transcript is spliced from 4 exons. Lineage: Eukaryota; Metazoa; Chordata; Amphibia; Anura; Pipidae. Gene Ontology annotation, cellular component: sarcoplasmic reticulum membrane; cytoplasm.